This is a messenger RNA of Didymella exigua CBS 183.55, 1785 nucleotides long. RefSeq names its product phenylalanyl-tRNA synthetase beta chain. The coding region runs from base 1 to 1785 and encodes 594 amino acids. Gene Ontology annotation, molecular function: phenylalanine-tRNA ligase activity; ATP binding; RNA binding. Lineage: Eukaryota; Fungi; Ascomycota; Dothideomycetes; Pleosporales; Didymellaceae. Gene Ontology annotation, biological process: phenylalanyl-tRNA aminoacylation. Gene Ontology annotation, cellular component: cytoplasm; phenylalanine-tRNA ligase complex. The transcript has 4 exons. The record is from RefSeq and is a predicted model, not a curated record.
AUGCCUACGAUCGCGGUCGACAAGGCGGCGCUCUUCAAGGAGCUCGGUCGCGAGUACACGACGGCCGAGUUCGACGAGCUGUGCUUCGAGUUCGGCAUCGAGCUGGACGAGGACACCAGCCAGAGCUCCAAGCCCGAGGACCAGGCGCAGCCGCCGCAGCUGAAGAUUGAGAUCCCCGCGAACCGCUACGACAUGCUCUGCUUCGAGGGCAUCGCGCUGAACCUCAAGGUCUUUCUCGGCAAGGAGAAGCUGCCGCAGUGGCGCGUCACGCAGCCCGCCGACGGACAGCUGCAGGAGCUGCACAUCAAGCCCGAGACUGCCCAGAUCCGCCCGCUGUGCUCGGCCGUCAUCCUGCGCGGCAUCGCCUUCACCCAGGCCCGCUACGACUCGUUCAUUGCGCUGCAGGACAAGCUGCACCAGAACCUCGCCCGCCAGCGCACCCUGGUCUCGAUUGGCACACACGACCUCGACACGGUCCAGGGCCCCUUCACGUACGAGGCGCUCAAGCCCGAGGACAUUGAGUUUGUCCCGCUCAACCAGACCAAGAAGAUGAACGCCCGCGAGCUGAUGGACUUUUACGAGAAAGACAAGCACCUCGGCCGCUUCCUGCACAUUAUCCGCGACUCGGCCGUCUACCCCGUCAUCUACGACGCGAACCGCACCGUGCUGUCGCUGCCGCCCAUCAUCAACGGCAACCACAGCAAGAUCACGCUCGACACCAAAAACGUCCUGGUGGAGAUCACCGCGACGGACAAGACCAAGGUCGAGAUUGUGAACCACAUGCUCACCGCCAUGUUCGCGGGCUACGCCGAGUCGAUAGAGGCCGUCAACAUUGUCUCGGACCACAACAACGAGUCGCGCAUAUCGCCCGACCUCUCGCCGCGCGAGUGGAAGGCCGAGGUCGACUACCUCAACAACGUCACGGGACUCGACCUCUCGCCCGAGGAGAUUUCGAAGCUCCUCGCCAAGAUGGGCCACGACGUGUCGCCCUCGAAGACGGACAAGAACGUGCUCGACGUGUCGGUGCCGAUUACAAGAGCAGACAUACUCCACCAGGCCGACAUCAUGGAAGACUACUCGAUCGCGUACGGCUUCAACAAGCUGCCGCGCGUGUACCCCAACAAGACGGCGGCCGUCUCGGCCCCGCUGCCCGUCAACAAGCUCGCGGACAUUGUGCGCCUCGAGUCGGCGUCGGCCGGGUGGACCGAGGUGAUGCCGCUGAUCCUGUGCUCGCACGAGGAGAAUUUUGCGUGGCUGAACCGCGUCGACGACGGGCAGACGGCCAUCAAGCUCGCCAACCCCAAGACGGCCGAGUACCAGCUCGUGCGCACGUCGCUGCUGCCGGGGCUGCUGAAGACGAUCAACUCGAACAAGCACCACGCGGUGCCCAUCAAGGUGUUCGAGGUCAGCGACGUCGGCUUCAAGGAUGAGACCAAGGAGCGCAAGAGCAGGAACGAGCGCCACUUUGCCGCUGCCAUCAUGGGCAAGACGAGCGGCUUCGAGCAGGUUCACGGCUUGCUGGACCGCGUCAUGCUCAUGCUGCGGAGUAAGUUUGUGACGCGCGAGGACGGGCUGGAGGCGGCGUUGGACGGGUACUGGAUCGAGGAGACCGAGGGCGCAGACAAGACGUUCCUCCCUGGGCACGCGGCGUCGAUCAAGGUCAACCUCGGCGGGAAGACGCACACCAUUGGCGUCUUCGGCAUCCUGCACCCCAGCGUGCUGCACAAGUUCGAGCUGCCGUACCCGGUCAGCACCGUCGAGUUCAAUCUCGAGGUGUUUUUGUAG